Molecule: messenger RNA, 4667 nt
Organism: Momordica charantia (bitter melon)
Lineage: Eukaryota; Viridiplantae; Streptophyta; Magnoliopsida; Cucurbitales; Cucurbitaceae
Product: transcription coactivator
Source: RefSeq, a predicted model, not a curated record
CCUCGCUCCAACUUCUCUCCCUCGUUUUCUAUUUCCCUCUCGUGUCGCCAAUUUUCAGGCUUCCUCUGCAAGAUUCAGCGCUCAAUCAACGAAGCCACUCACUUCUCCAUUUUUUACGCUUCUAAAGAUCUUGCUAGAUUCUCGCUCACUAUCUAGUUCCACGUACUUUUUUCACAGUAGGAAUUGCACUUCCACAUUCUACUCUCUCUCCUUCUCUUUAGCUUCAUUCACUUCUGUUCCGUCGAUCUUAUGGAAAUUGGUCAUCCUUGCGAAGCGUUUUUAGGCGUUCAGUUUGUUCUAUUUGGAUUCAGUCAUGUCGAUGAGAAACGGGUUCGGUCUAAGCUAAUCAGUGGCGGCGGGGUUGACGCUGGUCAGUAUGGCCCGAGUUGCACUCAUGUGAUCGUGGAUAAGGAUAAGAUUGUUUAUGAUGAUCCUGUUUGUGUUGCUGCUCGAAAUGAUGGCAAGUUGCUUGUCACGGACUUAUGGGUUGAUCAUAGAUUCGAUUCUGGGUUGCUCGCGGAUGCUACGUCGGUAUUGUACAGACCCUUAAGAGAUCUGAAUGGUAUCCCGGGUGCUAAAAAUUUGACCAUGUGCUUGACUGGAUAUCAGCGACAAGACAGAGAUGAUGUUAUGACAAUGGUUGGAUUGAUGGGUGCACAAUUCUCCAAGCCAUUGGUGGCGCACAAGGUCACCCAUCUCAUAUGUUACAAAUUUGAGGGGGACAAAUAUGAUCUUGCUAAAAGGCUGAGGACCAUGAAGCUUGUCAACCAUCGUUGGCUGGAAGACAGCUUGAGGGAAUGGACGCUACUUCCGGAAUCUAAUUACAACAUGAGUGGAUAUGACAUGGAGACGUUUGAAGCUGAAGCUAAGGAUUCUGAAGACGAAUCUGACAGUGGCAUCACAAAACAUUUUGCAAGGAGAAACACAAAGAGUCCUAACACCAUGAAAUUUGGUUUGCAUUCAACCAGUGAACUAUCUAAUACAUCGCCAGCUGCAAAAACAUUGGAUGAUCGUGCAAACAUUGUUGAUCCCAAGAGCAUGUCGACGGUUCCUACUACUUAUAGUAAAUUUAUUCCUUCCGGAAAAUUUGAUAAGCAUGAUGCCAUUGGGGUGCCUACUUGUCAGGAAGCUGACGUCUUUAGUAAUUCUUGGUGUUCUGUGCCGUCUGAUAUGAAUAUUAAAACUUCUGAAUCUGAGAAGCAGAAAGUGAAAAAUGAGGCAGUGUCACCUCAAUUAAAUGCAGCUAAGUCCCCAAAGCUAUGUGCAACAAGUUACUCUAGGAAAACCCCAUUGAAGUCGCCACUUCCACUGUUUUCAGGAGAAAAAUUGGACAAAGCAGUUGUCUCCUCUAAAAUGGCUGUAGGUGAAAUAAAAGACAAUAUUGGUGUUGAUGCAGCUUUUACAAAGAUAGAGCAAGUGAAGGAUGCAACAUUUUCUGGCUACGAGCAAAAUUCGUUGAGGGGAACUGAUUUAUUUGGUACAGGAGAUUCAAAUGCUAGAUUGCCUCUGAACAUGAUUUCAGAUGUGUCUUAUGAUGUCUCUCCAUCUCAUAAAAUGAGUGUGGAUACAAAAUCAUGCACCGUGAAUAAUCUCUUCAUAGAUGAAAAUAUUUUAGGAUUGGAAAUGAAAAGUGUUUCCUUAGACAACGACAAGUCAAGUGAGUGUCAUGCUACAAACUUGCAGAAUAGUAGGGUUAUUACCGACACCUUUAAUACUAUGAAGAAACCAUUGACAUGCGACUCCCCUUACAGCAAGAGCAUUCUCUCUCCAACUGAGGAUGUGGCUGAAGACGGCAAGAAGACCCCUCGAACAUCAUUCCAGGUAUCAGAAAAAGACAUUUCACCUGACAAGCCUGACAAGCUAAAUCAUUAUUAUGAGAUUGCUGGAGAUGUGGUUGGAAAACCUGAAGAAACAGAUAAGCAGCAGAAUGGUGUUUUGGCUACAUCUGAAAGUGAUAGAGGUACAAAGGCGAAUAAAUCAGCUUCUCCAACUCAUUUAAAAAUUUCUACUGUUCAAAAGAAUGACUCACAAUCCAAACAACAUAGAAUCAAGAUGUUUGCCAAAAAGAGUUUAGGUUCUAGACCUAAGUUGGGCAGUGCCAAUCGCAAGGGUUCUAUUCUCUCGAAUAAAACCAGUUCCUUAAAUGAUUCUGUUUCUUCAUCAUGUGGGAAUGAUGAAAAAUUCUUCAGCUCAUCUCCUAAAACUGUCAAUACCGGAGUAAAAAAGGUUGCGGAGGCAACAGAUAUGGGGGAUAUUUUUCAUAAGUAUGAAGCCAUGGACGAGGAUGAUAAAACUGUAGAUCAAGAAAAUAAAGAAGCAGAUUUUGAGCAAAUGAUUGACGAUGAGAACUAUAAGGAGGUUCGGUUAACAAGUGAUGUGGACAAGCUAGCUAAAGAGACUGCAUCUGGUGUGAAAUCUAACAGUAAGAGUAGUGUGCUUGAUGAUACGAUUCCCUCAGGUAUAAUAAAAGAAGUGAUUGAACCAGGGGAACCAGUUUCCAUCAGGAAUAUACAACUGGAUGAAUUAAGAGUAGAAGAUGAUGAAAAAUCAAAAUUGGAUGCAGGGGAUAGAGGUCCCAUGGAAGAAACAACGUUGAUAGACCCUUCUAAAAUGAAAUCGAAACAUGGUAAGGUUGGUAAAGCACCCCGUAAGAAAGUUGAGACGAAAGGGAAAAAGAAAUCUCAGUUGGUUGCUGCAGGGCCUAAUACUGAAGUCCAUACUACACCUGAUUAUAAGUCAGAGAAGGAAAAUGAACCAUGUGAUGAAGGUGAUAAAACUGGUGAUCUUGUCAAUCACUGUUUGGAUAAACCUACUGUCAAGUCUAAUACAAAGCAAAGAAAGACCACUAAAAAAUCUCGAGAGAUCAGUGCUAAUUCUUCCAUGGCAGUUGAAGAAGUUUUGAGAGAAGUAAAACCUGAACCUGUAUGUUUUAUCUUGAGUGGACAUCGUCUAGAAAGGAAGGAGCUUCAGAAAGUAAUCAAGCAUUUGAAAGGAAGGGUUUGCAGAGAUUCUCAUCAGUGGUCAUAUCAGGCAACACAUUUCAUAACCCCUGAUCCAGUCCGUAGAACUGAAAAGUUUUUUGCAGCUGCAGCAUCUGGAAGGUGGAUUCUCAAAUCUGAUUACCUAACAGAUAGUAGUCAGGCUGGAAAACUCUUGAAGGAGGAGCCUUACGAAUGGUACAAGAACGGCCUCACCGAAGAUGGUGCAAUCAAUUUGGAAGCUCCAAGGAAGUGGCGGCUGUUGAGGGAGAAGACAGGUCAUGGUGCCUUUUAUGGAAUGCAUAUCAUCAUAUACGGGGAAUGCAUUGCUCCACGUCUGGAUACUCUCAAGCGUGCUGUUAAGGCUGGAGACGGGACAAUACUAGCCACAUCUCCACCUUAUACCAGAUUCCUAAAGUCUAGAGUUGAUUUCGCUGUUGUCAGCCCUGGCAUGCCACGUGCUGAUAUGUGGGUCCAAGAGUUCUUAAAUGAUGAGAUACCCUGUGUAGCGGCUGAUUACUUAGUGGAGUAUGUCUGCAAACCUGGUUACCCUCUUGAUAAACAUGUACUUUACAAUACUCAUGCGUGGGCGGAACAAUCUUUUAGCAACCUCCAGAGGAGAGCAGAAGAAGUUUCCGUAGACUUGAGCCCACGGGAUGAUUGUAGUAGUGAUAACGAUAUAGCCUGCCAAGAGUGUGGAUCCCGAGAUAGAGGAGAGGUGAUGCUCAUUUGUGGCAACGAAGAUGGUUCAAAUGGUUGUGGAAUUGGCAUGCAUAUAGAUUGCUGCAAUCCUCCAUUGCUGGAUAUUCCAGAGGGUGAUUGGUUUUGUUCAGACUGUAUUAGUAGUAGAAACAGCAACAACUCUCCAAAUAAAAGGAAAAAGGGAGUCUCGGCAAAGAGGAAGUGACUUUAGAUUUUGCAUAAUAAUUUUAAUUAUCAGGAAAGUUUUUGAUCUAAAUCUUGUAUAUUUCCAUCUUGCUUGAACGAAUGAAGCUGAUUGUGUUCUUCCAGGUCUUUUAGUCUGGAGAAUUUCCUCAAUUGAUGAUCGUGCUGCCGUUUGAAUCUCUUUCUCCAAUCACUCAGGUUUGGAACUUAUUUACUCUGCACGCAGUAAAUUUUCAUAUUCCAUUUGACAAUGAGUUUAGUAUAGAAAACAAUAUGGCGUGGCUUAACCAAUUUGAGUAUAGUCAACUGGUCAAGACACUUAUCUUUGAUUUAAAAGUUUUUAGUUUGAAUCUCUACUCUCACCUUAUACUAAAAAAGAAUAAAGAAUGACGUGACUUAAGAUUUAUGUUAAAUAUAUCGUGAAAAGAAUCAAAAUGAAAUAGAUAAACUUACCAUUAGAACUUUUGAGGAUUGACAUAAGAUUUAGUUUUAUGUUUGCAGUGAAAUAAUAAUUUGAUAUCUACAUGGGGAAGUUACUUAGAUUUUGCAAAAUAAUUUUAAUAAUGUUUUGUUCUCAAUGAAGUUGUUGUUCUAUUGUUAUGUGGAAAUUGUUUCUUGGAUUAACUAGGGUUUAUUUGAAAGAAUGUGUGAAUAGUGAAUGGUGCUUUUUUGCACAUUUUCCUGUACUUUUGUAUCAUCUGCUUGCAAUUUCUUGAAAUGGCCAUGGCUAGACUAGCACAGAAAAGACAAUAGGCUUUUCCAGGAUUGCUAUAUGGAAACUUCUUGGGCCCCAUUACCCUUUAA